Messenger RNA from Manihot esculenta (cassava), 1908 nucleotides. RefSeq names its product cytochrome P450 CYP82D47. The coding region runs from base 179 to 1777 and encodes 532 amino acids. Gene Ontology annotation, biological process: defense response to other organism. The record is from RefSeq and is a predicted model, not a curated record. NCBI's taxonomy places the organism in Eukaryota, Viridiplantae, Streptophyta, Magnoliopsida, Malpighiales, Euphorbiaceae. Gene Ontology annotation, molecular function: iron ion binding; heme binding; oxidoreductase activity, acting on paired donors, with incorporation or reduction of molecular oxygen. The transcript has 2 exons.
GAAUGUGGUGGAUUUGUCCUCUAGCAAUUUAAUUUUUUAAAAAAAAAUAUUCUGAAGCAGAAUGUGAGUGAUAUCCGUAACUUCGUAGCCUCCAUUUCUGGCAGAGUCUUGAUUCUCGCUGCUUCAUUGGUGGGAGAACAGGAAGAAGUUCUUGUUUACAUAGAUUUAACUUGACAUAAUGGAUCUUCUUCCUCCAUACAUGAUCGAUAUCACCCUCGGCCUUGGCCUUGCUGCUAUAAUUCUCUUUUACUACUAUAUCCUAAGGCGGUCCAAAUUUGCCGAGGCCAAAACAGCUCCGGAGGCUGGCGGUGCAUGGCCUAUUAUAGGUCACAUCUCUUUGUUGGCAGGACGUAAUCAGCUUCCCCACAUAACAUUAGCAGCCUUAGCUGAUAAAUAUGGACCGAUCUUCACCGUCAGGAUUGGGAUAUACCCAGCUUUGGUGGUUAAUACUUGGGAGUUGGCUAAGGAAAUAUUUACCACCAACGAUGCUGCUGUUUGGCACCGCCCCAAAUUCACAGGUCCAAAACUUCUGGGCUACAAUUAUACCAAUUUCGGAUUCACCCCUGACUUUGAGUACUGGCGCGAGAUUCGCAAGUUAACGGCUUCAGAGCUACUCUCCAACCGCAGGCUUCAGCUACUAAAACAUAUUAGAGCCUCGGAGGUGCAGGGCUCGAUAAAGAGUACGUACAAGUUCUGGACAAAAUACAAAGAUGAGACAAACCGAGUCAAGGUCGACAUGCAGAGGUGCUUUAAUGACAUAAACAUGAACGUGAUUCUCAGGAUGGUUGCAGGAAAGAUAUACUUUGGUGAAAAUUCUGGAGGCGACGAAGGGAAGGCCCGGCCAUUCCAGGCGGCGAUGAGGGAUUUCUUUCGCUUGUCAGGGCUGUUUGUAGCAAGGGAUGCUUUUCCAUUUCUUGGGUGGAUGGAUUUAGGUGGAUAUGAGAAGGCCAUGAAGAGAACUGCCAAGGAAUUUGACAGUAUCCUUGAAGAAUGGUUAGAGGAGCAUCGCAGGAAGAGAGACACUGGCCAAGUUUCUAACACAGAGCAAGACUUUAUGGACGUCUUGCUUUCGGUUCUUGAUGGCACCGAUCUUCCUGGUUAUGAUAUUCAUACUGUUAUAAAAUCCACAGCCAUGUCCACGUCUGUUUUGCAGGCUAUUAUUGCAGGGGGUACUGAUACCACAACUGUUACAGUAACAUGGGGACUAGCUCUAUUGUUGAACAAUCCGAUUGCACUGAGGAAGGCCCAAGAAGAACUGGACAUUCAAGUUGGCAAAGAAAGACUGGCGAAUGAAUCCGACAUAGACAAGCUGGUAUAUCUUCAGGCAAUAGUUAAGGAAACUUUGAGGUUGUACCCUGCUGGUCCAUUGUCAGGACGAAGGGAACUCUCCGAGGAUUGCAGCAUCGGCGGCUACCAUGUCCCUGCAGGAACCCGCCUGAUAGUCAACAGUUACAAGAUUCAAAGGGAUCCGAGGGUGUGGUCAAAUCCAAUGGAAUUUGAGCCAGAGAGAUUUCUGAACAAACACAAGGAAAUUGACGUUAAAGGUCAGAAUUUUGAGCUGAUUCCAUUUGGUGCUGGUAGGAGAUCAUGCCCUGGGAUAAAUUUUGGAAUUCUGAUGGUUCAUUUAGCUUUGGCAAGUUUCUUGCAAGCAUUUGAGAUGUCAACCCCAUCAAAUUCACCAGUUGAUAUGGCUGAGAGUGCUGGAUUAACAAAUAGCAAAGCCACCCCUCUUGAAGUUAUGUUCAAACCUCGCUUGUCUGCUUGUCUCUAUGAUUAAUUAAACAUUAAGGUAUUUGCAUUUAUAUUAUUGAAACCUUAGUUUUAAAAUGAUGUCUGCUUGUAACGCUGAAUAUUUCCAAUUUCCAUAGAAGGAUGAUCACAGUUACUGUAAAUUAAUUAGUUCUAUUC